AUGAGAAGAAGGAAAAUAAAUGUUGAGAAUGCUGCUCAGUUUAUGUAUAUUCUCCCUAUUGUAGUGAAAGCUUUUGAAAUGGAGAUCACACCUGCCAACAGAAUUGUUGCACAGGUUGGAGAAAGAGUUGUGCUUACAUGCAAUGCCACUGGCUGUGCAUCACCAAGUUUUUCCUGGAGAAUCCAAACCGACAACCCACUUGGAGGAACAGUGACAUACCAUGGAACAUACUCGACCUUGACUAUGAAUGCAGUUAAAAUUGAGAAUGCUCAUGAUUAUCUGUGUACUGUCUGCUGCGAGCAUGAGAAGAAAGAAAAAAGUUUCAAAAUUGAAGUUUACUGUAAGUGA
Tinamus guttatus (white-throated tinamou) is the source of this 348-nucleotide messenger RNA. The record is from RefSeq and is a predicted model, not a curated record. NCBI's taxonomy places the organism in Eukaryota, Metazoa, Chordata, Aves, Tinamiformes, Tinamidae.